AUGGUACUUGGCAACAUGCGCUUUGAUGUAGUUGAUUACAUCAUUUUUGCAUUGUUAUUGAUUUUUUCGGCAGCAAUCGGUUUAUUCUAUGGUUUUAUUGAUAAACGGAGGAGAAGGAAACAAGACGAGGCUAGUGGUGAUGCAGUGGAACAAACAAAAAGCUCCGCUAAAGAAUAUCUCUUAGCAAAUAAAUCGAUGGGUAUCUUUCCAACAGGAAUGAGUUUAUUAGCUAGUUUCAUGUCUGCAAUAACAAUUCUGGGUACUCCAGCUGAAAUCUAUGUCUACGGAACACAGUAUUGGGUGAUUGGAAUUAGUUAUAUAUUUACAGUUUAUCUUACUGCAACGUUAUUUAUGCCCAUGUUCGUUAAACUUGAAGUAACAAGUGCAUACGAAUAUUUAGAAAAACGAUUUGAUAAAUAUGUACGAUUGGUUGCUUCACUUAUUUUCUCUAUCCAAAUGAUAAUCUAUAUGGCGAUAGUUCUAUAUGCACCCGCUUUGGCAUUGAGUCAAGUAACCGGUCUAAAUGUUUGGAUUAGUGUCGUUUCUAUUGGAGUUAUUUGCACAAUGUACACAACGGUGGGUGGUAUGAAAGCAGUUAUGUGGACUGAUGUUUUUCAAACGAUUAUCAUGUUUGUUGGAUUGCUUGCCUCCGUUAUUCAAGGUAUUAUUGAUGCCGGUGGAGGCAAAGCUGUUUGGAAAAGAGCUUUAGACGGUGGUAGAGUAGAAUUUUUCAACUUCGAUCCUGAUCCGACGACGCGUCACACAAUAUGGAGCAUAUUAAUCGGUGCGACGUUCACCUGGCUUGCUAUUUAUGGCUUCAAUCAGGCGCAAGUUCAACGUUAUCUUUGUGUUCCUACUGUUCGCCAUGCCAAGUUAGCAUUGUUGUUCAAUUUAGUCGGCUUAAUAUUAAUCCUUUCAUUAUGUUGUGGUGUUGGUCUUGUAAUGUUUGCAAAAUACUAUGCCUGUGAUCCAUUACAGCGCGCUUUACCCAUUAUUUGUUAUGGAAACAUUAAGACGAUUCAAGGGUUUGCCAGCACAUUAUCAUCGGGAUUGAACAGUUUGGCUGCAGUUGUUCUUUCGGAUAUCAUCAAAUUCUUCUAUCGCAAACCAAUGACGGAUGCUCAGGAUCUAUUGUACUCAAAAAUAUUAUCACUUGUUUUUGGAGUUAUCUGCAUCUUAAUCACUUAUCUUGUUUCAUUACUUGGUAAUCUUCUCCAAGCCUCUUUAUCGUUAUUCGGUGUCUUGUCAGGACCUAUAAGCGCAAUUUUUAUGAUAGGAUUUUUGCUUCCAUGGGUGAAUUCAUUGGGUGCUUUGAUCGGGUUGAUUGUCAGUGUGAUUGUACAAAUCUGGAUCUUUCUUGGUUCUCAAUUCCUUCGAACUCAAAUGCGUUCAUUUCGAUUGCCCACGCGGAUCGACGGGUGCCAUCUGAUGCGAGAUAACAUCACGAGUUUGUUCAACACGACUAUGAAUUCAUCAAUACUGUCGACUACAAGUUUAUCUGCAACGAUGAUCAAGAAAAGUCCAUUAGCUCGAUUUUAUGGUAUGAGUUACUUUUGGUACACACUAAUGUCAAUUUUUACCGCGUUAACUGUUAGUUUGGUGGUUAGCUAUUUUACAGGUUUUCGAAAACCCGAAGAUAUCGAUCCACAAUUAAUGCUACCAGCCUUUGAUAUUCUAUUCCCAUUUUUACCAGAAAGAAUAUUAUCUAGACUGCGAUGUGGUGUCCGGUAUCAACGAGAUUCUGAUCAGAUGAAAGCCGAAGAAGAACAACAACAAGCAUCACCGCCGUACGUACCAAUGGAUACUCCCAAACAUCGUAUUAAAAUGGGCGAUGAAUGUCAAAUCAACCCAGCCUAUUUAAGCAAUGACUACGAUGAUGAAACCAUGGAUGAAGAACGGAUGACACGAACGAAACUCUAA
Adineta ricciae is the source of this 1920-nucleotide messenger RNA. The record is from the annotation of a GenBank genome assembly. NCBI's taxonomy places the organism in Eukaryota, Metazoa, Rotifera, Eurotatoria, Adinetida, Adinetidae.